Molecule: messenger RNA, 2061 nt
Organism: Dentiscutata erythropus
Lineage: Eukaryota; Fungi; Glomeromycota; Glomeromycetes; Diversisporales; Gigasporaceae
Source: the annotation of a GenBank genome assembly
AUGACAUGGAAUAUAUCACUAUCAUCAUUGUCGACAAUAUUAAUAUUUAUCCUCUUUAUACGUAUAAACAUUAGAGCUGGCCUCGUUUUUGCUAUCGAUAACUUAAGAUAUUUUAACGAGGUUAAUGAUAAUAACCCAGAUGGAGCUAGUGAUACACGAAAACCUAAUAAUAAUAAAGUUUUCAAAAGAGUUGAUGAUGGUUCAGCCUCUGUUAACUCAAGUGGCGACGACAUGACAUCAAAUGAUGACUUGUCCAUAUUCGUAAGAGAAUAUGGGAAAUCAGAUAGAAAAGUUAAAUCACCUCGUACUGAUCCACUAUUAAAUUCACAACCGAUUGAUAUGUGUCCAGUAUCUCCAUGCUCUAAACCACCAUGUCAACUUAUCCAAUGUAAUUCUACAGCACCAUUUUGUAUUGUCGAUGUAAAUGGGUUUCAUUGUGAUAACACAGAUCAAAAUGUAUGGAGAAUUAAUAAUCAAGAUGGUUUAGUUUUCUCCGAUUUAAAAUUUGAAGGUCAACAAUGUCAAACAUUUAUACCACCAAAAAAUCAAGUCGAUGCGGAUUUUUUAGUUCAAUUAAUAGUUAAUAGCUCUUUUGGUUCUCAAUUUUUAUCAAAUAUUACUGGAACUUGGACGAACCCUUUUGAUUUUUUGGGAAAUUGUAAAAAUUCUUUUUUUUGUGAUACUUCUGUUAACGGAGGUGUUACAACAACUUCAGAGAAAAUUACUAAUGGAAUUUGUAGAUUAAAAUUUAGUAGAGUAACUCCUUGUUUUAGUGCUAAUCAAUGCGAUACUCAUAGAUGCACUGGUGAUUUUAUAAAUAGUAAUGGAACAACUGUAAAAAAUAAUACUGUAUUAACAUCAAAUGGACAACCUAUUUUGACUGAUCAAAUCUGUGCUGCUCUUAAUGAUUUACAACGACCUAUUUUAACCUUUCAACCUCCUGAUGUUCCUGCUACAAAUGCUACUAGUACUCCUGAAAUUAUUCUAUUAUCUAUUGUAAUUACCGCAGCAGUACUUAUUAUUUUCAUUACAAUAGUAAGAAUUCGAAAAUAUGCUCGGGAAAGGAUUAUAAAUAUAUUUUCAAAUAAUAAAAAUGAUCCUUCUAGACAACGUGGUUUUAAAAAUUCUGAUGAUGAUAUAGGAUCAAUUUCUUCAAAUGUUGCUUCAGCUUUAUUACCACCUUUACCUGUUGUUAAAAGAUCUUCCUUCAAUUCAAACAUUUCUAAUAAUUCUGAUGAAUUUUAUAAUGACAAUAAUGGGAAUGGGAAUGUAAUAGGUGUUGAUUCAAAUUUUUAUAAUAUUAAUCGUACUAGUCAUGUUAGUUCCAUUAGUGAUUUUAGUGGUCCAAGAGGUAGUAAUUUUGGAAGCAUAGGUAUAAUUAAUAUGACAAACGUUGGAAUUGGCAGAAAUAAUAUAUCAAUUCAAAAUCCUUUUGAAACAGUUAAAUUAGCAAGAGUUCAAUCACAAACUGCAAAAAUUUUUGAUCCCGAAUCAUAUCUUCAACAAAAUCAAAAUGAAUUCGGUUUUGAACAACAAAAUCUCGUCCCUGAACAAAAUCAAAAUGAAUUCGUCCCUGAACAACAAAAUCUCGUCCCUGAACAAAAUCAAAAUGAAUUCGUCCCUGAACAACAAAAUCAAAAUGAAUUCAUCCCUGAACAACAAGAUCAAAAUGAAUUCGUUCCUGAGCAAAAUCAAAAUGAAUUCAUCCUUGAACAAAAUCAAAAUGAAUUCAUUCCUGAGCAAAAUCAAAAUGAGUUCAUUCCUGAGCAAAAUCAAAAUGAAUUCAUUCCUGAGCAAAAUCAAAAUGAAUUCGUUUCUGAACCAAAAGAUUUGAUUAUAGAAAAGUCUGAGGAAGAAGAAAAAAAUAAAAAUGGUCAAUGGAUAGAAGACGAAAUAACGCGUGAAAAUGCAUUAAAUGCUACGCUUGAAUUGGAAGAUAUGGUCAUUGUCAGCAAUCCUAAGGAUGAAAUAGAGGAGGAAAGAUUACGACAAGAAAGACGACAAAAAAAGUUGGAAAUGUUGUGGCGUAGACAAUUUAAGGGCAAUAAUAUACAAGAGUAA